This is a messenger RNA of Dimorphilus gyrociliatus, 2254 nucleotides long. NCBI's taxonomy places the organism in Eukaryota, Metazoa, Annelida, Polychaeta, Dinophilidae. The record is from the annotation of a GenBank genome assembly.
GUCAACAAAGUACCCAACUUCCGCUAAGCGUGGCAUGCAAAGAGUUUUUCUAAAAUCGAUCAGUUUACUUAGAAAAGUACCGCAUUUAUCAAUUUAUAAAUCUAAGCUUGCAAUAUUUAGAUUUCAAUCUUUUUCAUCUCUGAAUAGCUCUCUGUGUCAAAAAAAAUUUAGCAAGAAAUUACUUGAAUCCGCUUUGAUUAGAAUACAUAACAUGAAUGACCCGGCACAUCAAGAAAUGUUGGCUCCCUUACAGGCUUCUGUUAAGGAACAAGGUGAUCUUGUUCGUCAGCUAAAAGCUGAUAAAGCCGCAGAAAAUGACAUCAAACUCGCGGUAACUGAAUUAAAGGCUAGAAAGAAAAAACUUGAGGAUAAGUUGUUAGAAAUAUCCAAAGUGGAAGAGGGGGAUCAAAUUGAUAGAGCCAAGUUGGAAGAUUUAUUAAAACAAAGAUUUUUCUAUGACAUGAGCUUUUCUAUUUAUGGUGGUAUUACUGGUUUAUAUGACUUUGGACCGAUGGGCUGUAUGGUGAAAACAAACUUAAUUCAGGCUUGGAGGGAUAUGUUUGUCCUUGAGGAACAAAUGUUAGAAGUUGAUUGUAGCAUGCUAACUCCUGAGUCUGUUUUAAAAGCUUCAGGCCACGCCGAAAGAUUUGCUGAUACAAUGAUUAAAGAUUUAGUGAGUGGAGAAUGUUUUAGAGCAGAUCAUCUAAUUAAUGCUGCAAUAGAAAAAAUGUUAACUGAUAAAAAAAUUUCUGUUGAAAAGAAGCAAGAGCUACAAAAGCUUAUUCCUCUCGUUGAGUCCAUGUCUAAAGAGGAGAUGAAAAAUGUUAUAGAAAAAUAUUCAAUCAAGUCUCCAAGCACUGGUAGUGCACUUUCUGAGCCAUUAGAUUUUAAUUUAAUGUUUGAGACAUCGAUUGGACCAGCUGCUAAAAUCAAAGGUUUCCUUCGUCCCGAAACUGCACAGGGUAUUUUCGUUAAUUUCAAAAGACUUUUGGACUUUAACGCUGGUAAACUACCUUUUGCUGCCGCUCAAAUCGGUAACGCUUUUCGUAACGAAAUAUCGCCAAGAUCUGGUCUUAUAAGAGUAAGAGAAUUUACAAUGGCGGAAAUUGAGCAUUUCGUUGACCCUAGUAACAAAACCCAUCCCAAAUUUGAUUCAGUGAGCGAUGUUAAAGUACCCUUGUAUAGUGCCUGUGCUCAAAUGGACGGGAAAUUACCAGCAGAAAUGACAUUACAACAAGCUUUAAAGGAUGAAUUAAUAUCAAACGAAACCCUGGCAUACUUUCUUGGAAGAAUUUACUUGUUUAUGGUUCAUAUUGGCCUAGAUCCUAAAAAGAUCCGAUUCAGGCAACAUCUAUCAAACGAAAUGGCUCACUAUGCUAAGGAUUGUUGGGAUGCUGAAGUAAAAACUACUUACGGGUGGGUUGAAUGUGUUGGAUGCGCCGAUAGAAGCUGUUUUGAUCUUCUCCAGCAUUCGAAGGCAACGGGCAUAAAAUUAGUUGCUGAGAGAAGUCUAGCUAAACCUACUGAGAGGUCUAUUGUCGAGGUUAAUCCCAUUAAAGCUACUAUUGGUAAACGCUUCAAAAAAGAUUCUAAACUUGUUCAACAAACAUUGGCAUCCUUAUCGGCUUCAGAAGUAGAGGAAGUGGCUAAUAAUCUAUCGUCAAAAGGAAGUCACUCUUUAGCAGCCAAUGGUGUAACAUUUGAAAUCGACACAACCACUGUAGAGGUUAAAAGAUAUAAGAAAACUAUUCAUGUUGAAGAAUUUACCCCGAGUGUUGUUGAGCCUUCAUUUGGUAUUGGUAGGCUAAUGUAUGCAUUGUUCGAGCAUAAUUUUAAGAUUAGAGAAGGAGAUGAGCAGCGAACUUACUUGACACUGCCUCCAGCAAUUGCACCAUAUAAAUGCUCUGUGUUACCUUUAAGUAAUAACGCAGAAUUUCAACCUUUCAUUAAGGAGUUAUCCAAAAACCUAACAAGAGUCGGCGUUUCUCACAAAGUGGAUACAAGCUCUACUGCAAUUGGCCGUCGUUAUGCAAGAACUGAUCAGAUAGCUAUUCCCUUUGGCAUAACAGUAGAUUUCGAUUCUCUAAAGGAACCUCAUACAGCAACAUUACGAGAAAGAGACACUAGGAAGCAAAUUCGAGCAUCUAUGCUUGAAUUGCCAGAAAUUAUUAGGGAUUUAUCUUUAAAUAAGAGAACAUGGAAAGACGUUAUCGAGUCGUAUCCUUCUUUUGAGCAGCAAGAGAAUACGAAAUAA